AGUUAUUAAUAUCGUGGCGAGUAAAAAUAAUAUUAAGAUUACAUUUAAUAUGACAAUUUAAUAUGACUUGCGUCAUUGAUUAAACCAUGAGGAAUAAUUGAGAUAAAGUGUUGACAAAGUGUACUUGUGCAGUGUAUAUUCCCAUCUUUUGUAGAUGCCCAUCACUGAUUGGUGAUUUGAUACGAAAAUCAACUCGUCAUAUUUCUUGUGCAAGGAAAUGUUCUGAGCAAAAAAUGUUGUUAUGCCAGGCAUUAUGACGUCUGACAUGAUUUCGUUGAAUCGGUAAUUAACUGUUUUAAUUUAUCAUGUACAUCAAUUCAACUUAUUCAUUCGCAUCAUCGCAUUAUUAAGCGCAAGGACGCUAUUCAGUAAAGUUAGCGCAGGUGUGCCAUGUCAAAUAAUGCGUCGGCAAAUGAGAGCUAGAAUAAUGGGUGGGCACCCAUGCAACAGGCACAAUAAACAAAUUUUGGCCAAUAUAUAAGCGUGUCCGUUGAAAUGAUUGUCAUUGCGUAUCACGAUUCGUGAUUUCUCUCCGACGAAGAAUUGUUUGGCUUAACAUCCCUUCGAUCGCUUAUUCUCCCUCGCGAUGGCACGCGUUGCUCUUUUAGUGACCGUGCUGGCAGUCUUGUGCUACACGAGUCAGGCCAUCCCGGUGCAAAUUGAAAAUGUGGAAGGUACGCAAUUGUCCAAUCAAAUUACCGACAAGAUACAAGAAAUGCUUGACCGGAUUCCUGACGAGAUGAAAAACAAAUUCAAGGUUUUCGCGGACAAAAUCAUGGAACGUAUGAAACAACUCGGAAAACAACUUCAGGAAAAAAAAAAGAUCGCAGAGAAAAUUUUUGAGGAAAUUAAAGAGAAAUUGUUACAAGAGUUACAAAAAAAUAAAUUAAAUAUGAACGAAAUUAUUGAAAAGCUCAAGGAAUUGAAAAAAAAGCUCGAGAUAGAUUAUCAGUAUGCACAGAAUGAUGCAAGUCAAAAGAUUAAGGAUGCCUUCAGAGAGCACACUCUUGAAGAACUGAAGGAGAAACUCAAUUCACUUAACGAAGACAAAAAAAAAGAGAUCUUGGAGAAACUCAAGUUACUUAACGAAGACAAAAUAAAAGAGAUCUUGGAGAAGUUAUUAGGUAAGAGACAAAGCGAAACUUAUGGCGUCGGAAAAAAUAUCCUAGAGAAGGGCAAAGACGGUAUCCAAGACAAAUUGACGAAAAACUCGAAGAAGAUUAUAGGUGAUGCUGACGAAGCCUUCAAGAAACUACAAGAAAAUGUAAAUGACUUUAUGCAGAAGACUAAGGAAAUGAACGAAGAGAUGAGAAACAAUCUGGCGGAUCGUAUCAGUAAAGUGAAAGGAAAAGCGGAAGAGGCUGGAAAGAUAAAGGGAGCAUUCCGCAGCAUAUCCGACAAAUUGAAAAAUGGUAUUGAGAAGGCGAAGGGCAGUUUCAACAAAGGCAUAACGAAAAUUGUUAAAGGAAUCACUGAACUUCAGAAUGGACUCGGCAAACUGAAAGAAAGCGCAGGCGGCAAGGCGAAAGAGAUUUUCGGAAAGAUGAAGGAAGAAGUUGGUAAAAUGAAAGAGAAGUUGACGGAAAGAGCUGACGAACUGCAAGGCAAGGCAAAGCGCUCGAUCGAGAAUUUGAAGGAAAAAGUCGGCGAUCUAAAAGUGAAAUUAGAGGCUCGAGUUGGCACGUUAAAGAAGGACAUAGACGAUGCACGCGAGAGAAUAAUGAAGAAAGCCGGCGAAAUGAAAGAUAAUGUCGAGAAGAAAAGGGAAGAAAUCAGCAAACUGGUACAGAAGGAACUGAAUCUCUUAACCGAUAAACUGAAAGAUAUAAUGGAGAACCUUUUCGAGGAAACGAAGGAAAAAAUCAGCGAACUGAGUACGGAAUUCAAGGACAUAACUGCUAAAGUAAAAGACACGGUGGAAAAUAUUGUUGGAAAAGUGAAGGAAAAAAUCGGCAAUCUUGAAAAUGUAAUCGACGAACUGAAAGGAAUGAAAGGCAAGCUCACAGAAGAACUCGGCGAAUUGAAGAAGAAGUUGAAGAAAAUGGUUGAAUUAAACACAGACGAAUUGAAAAAGAUGGUGGGAGAUCUUAGCGACGAAACGAAGGAAAUAAUCGGUAAAAUGAAGAAGGAAAUUAGGGAAGAAGCCGGCAAACUGAGGGAGAAAUUAAAGGAAGAAGUCGACAAACUGAAGGGUGAGAAUGAUAAAAUUGUCAACUAUCAGCAAGCCGAACAGGCAGGCUUGGUAGGUGAAAUACUUGAUAAGGUCGGCGAUUUGAUAAAAAUCCUUCUCUGAAAUAUCUUAAUUUCUUCAAUAAUUUUUGACAUUUUACCGAAAUUACGCUCAAUGAGCGAAAUCUUCAAGUCUUGACAUUCAUUCUUUCAAUUAGUCUUUCUUGUGUGGCUUCUUCAUUCUAGAUAUUCUCACCUACAAUGUUAUUUCUCUCGUUCGAAUAUACAUAUCGUCCGAGUUACGUAACGCUUAACAAUUGUAAAUGAAAAUUUGUAAGCAAAAAAUAAAAGAUAUGUAUGCUAUAA
Messenger RNA from Wasmannia auropunctata (little fire ant), 2535 nucleotides. Its product is annotated as myosin-2 heavy chain, non muscle-like. Bases 587 to 2293 code for a protein of 568 amino acids. The transcript has 2 exons. Gene Ontology annotation, biological process: lipid transport; lipoprotein metabolic process. Gene Ontology annotation, cellular component: extracellular region. Gene Ontology annotation, molecular function: lipid binding. The record is from RefSeq and is a predicted model, not a curated record. Lineage: Eukaryota; Metazoa; Arthropoda; Insecta; Hymenoptera; Formicidae.